AUGUCGAGGCUGCUGAAAGGUGAACCGACGGGCGGUUGUAUCCAGCCAUCGGCUAUAACGAGCGUACACGUUUAUUUUGCAUUGGACCGAAGCACGCCUGCCCCCUUCACCUCUGUUCGUUUUGUUUUUCUUGGUUCGCCUACCGUUGUUUCGUCCUUGCUUAAGCGUGCAGCUUGCGAGGAAAUCGAAAUGGUCGAGCUGUGCGGAAGCGGACAACCGACUUCAGCGAUGGGAGUGAUGGGGGUCGGUUCGGUGGUGUCCGCGGCUACGUCGUCCUCGUCCUCGUCGACGACGACCACAGCUGCCUCGUCCUCGGCGUCCGGACGUGCCGGGGUCUUAGAAACGCAAGUUCGUGGUCAGUGGUAUCGCGUGUUCGUCUCGCUGGAGGACGAUUAUCUGAGCAUCUCGUUGGACGAGAGCUGCGAGACGGGCAACAAUACUCUGAACAACGGUAACAUAAACAACAACAACGUGGACAGCCUGAACGAUCCGGACGUGCCGGACUCGGUGGCCAAUCAGAAACGUAUCGUGCGCGUGGUGAAAAGCGACAACAACGGCCUCGGGAUCUCGAUCAAGGGUGGCAAAGAGAACAAAAUGCCGAUCUUGAUCUCGAAGAUCUUCAAGGGGAUGGCGGCGGAUGCCACGGAGCAGCUGUACGUGGGCGACGCUAUCCUGGCGGUAAACGGGGAGGAUCUACGCGAGGCGACCCACGACGAGGCGGUGAAGGCGCUGAAGAGGGCCGGCAAGGUCGUCGAGCUCGAAGUGAAGUAUCUGAGAGAGGUGACACCGUACUUCAGAAAGGCCUCGAUCAUCCAGGAAGUGGGCUGGGAGUUGCAGCGCGGGUUCCUGAGCGCGACGCCACCGCCCCCCAAGUCGCCACCGCGAGCGGAUACGCGUUAUCUGCCGUUGCAACUGUGCAGACUCACCAGGGCUCAUCCUUCCUCGGAUCCUGAGGGUCGAAUCCUGGAACUCCAUUCUCCGGACGGAGUGCACGAGUGUUGGUUGAGAGCUGCGGACAACACGGAGGCGAACGUGUGGUUCAACGCUCUGCACUCGGCGCUGGCAGCUCUCACUCUCAAGGCGCUGCGACUGGCCUCCGCGCUUCCGGAUCCGCCGCAGCUUCAGCACAUCGGCUGGCUCGCGAGGCGACACUGUCUCCAGAACGGACGUGCCAGCAGCGAGAGCAGCGAGGAUGGAGCAGGGAGCAGCGCCAGUACCUCGCGAGGAGCAGGCAGCGGAUUCGGCGCCGGAAGCGGAUGCACCGGGGGGUGGCGCAGCGUCUUCGGCGCAGUUUCCGGCCGCGAGCUGUGGUUCUACGAGUGCGCACCUUGGUCGCCGGAAGCGUGGGCCUCUCCCAGAAUCACUUGCUCGUUGAUUACGUCCAGGCUGGUGUCGACUCCGACGAGGAAGAACGAGGCAGGGAGCAGCAGUAGCGCACCGACGCAGCAUGGCGCGACGUUCGCGGUGCGAGUAGGCACGAUCGACGGCGUCGUGACGCAUCAUCUGCGCGUCGAGACGCGGAGGGACCUGGCUGCCUGGGCCAGAGCAAUCGUUCAAGGCUGUCACGCGGCUGCUCUCUCGUUACGCGAAUACACCGUUCGGUGCACGUGGCAAGGGAAGGCCUGUCAGCUGAUCAUCAACCACGAGGACGGUUUCGCGCUGUACGCAGCCGGGAGCAGGGGUGUCCCUGGCAACGGGGUGAGUCCGAGCUCACCCCCGACUCCGCUCUGGAGAAGAUCCUUCGACAAACUCAAGAUGUCCGCGGACGACGGCGCGCGUUUACUCUGGCUCGACUUUGGCGGCGACGAUGGCGAAAUUGAGCUGGACCUCGAGAGCUGUCCCAAACCGAUCGUGUUCGUCCUGCACAACUUUCUCUCUGCGAAGAUCCACCGGCUGGGCCUGAGCGCAUAGGGGUACGAGGGGGCCCCGACGGAGGCCCCCGACCUGCCACCGCACACCACCAGGUCCGUCACCAGCGUCUUCCUGCACUGAGCUGGUCGAAGCAGCCAGAGACGCAAGGAGGACGAGAAGAAGGGUGGCAGGCAGGACACGCGAACGAGGAAGACCACGCAUCUCUCGACGGACCAGAGGACACUCGCCAGCUUCCAACGUGCAAGCCCCGAUCGGGAGCUCGCGAUAUCCCCAUCCCGUGGCAACUCCGCGUUCUCUUGCCCAUUUCGCUCGCGAAAUGGCCGAUCAGAACGGCGUACGAGCGAGCCGCGCGAAAGACAGAAAGAAAGUAUACAAACCGGGUGACGAUCAAGGGACGAGAGGGUUGAUCGUCCACUCGAAGCCAUCCAACGCGCGAUUUUUCCCAGAAAUAACCCGCGCACACGCAACAAGUAGGCUAGAAAGGGGGGCGGAGGAAGGUCGCUGCUGGGAGUCGUAACUAAUCAACGCGCCUAAGUAACCGAUUAAAAACUAUCUACCUAAAGUAAAAAAGAAAAAAAAAAAUUACGAUACGCUAUGUAACGAGCGAGCGAGAGAGAGAGAGAGAAAGAGAGAGAGAUUGGGAGAGAGUGGGUGUAUUUAAGAGCAGGUGAAGACUCUCCGAUCGAACGCUCGAUUUCGGAGGGGAACUUAGCAGAAGCUAAUCAAUUACUGUCCAACCGCCACCCGUUCGCUCUGGCACGAGGAUCGACUGACCCUGCCACUUCGACCUCUCCCCUUGUUCGCCGCGAUGGCAACUUCCUUCCUCCUGGGUAUAAAUAAAGGCGAAAAGAAAAUGGAAGACGGAGGAAGGCACGAUGGAGAACCGACGACGGAGUAAAGUUGUAUCGCGGCGAAGAAGUUCCGUAACGUCCAAGGAAAACGACUUUAAAGAGUUCGUGGACGUUGAUCUCCGCUGGAGUACCGGCUGAUGGCGAAACUUUCGCGAGGCCAAGCGUUUCGUUUCCUUUCGUUCCGCCGAUAUUUACGUGGAUUCCGUUGCACCGCCACGCGCCAAGUUACUCGCCAUCGGUCGGUACCCUUAGAUUAGCCUAUUCUCGCACUAUCCGGGGGAGACACGUCUCGACGAUUCAACCGGAAUCUCCCUUCUAUCUCGGGAGAAGAAGAGACUCGGUAUUCGAAGUAGUCUAGAUGGACGAAUAUGGAAGGUGAAAGCGGAGGGGUGCCAGCGUGGUACGACAGGGUCUAGCGAGCAACGGGCGCGCGUUAAUAGUUGUUUUGUACGAUUCGUAUUCUUAACGCGAGUAAGUGUAAGAUGCCAAGAAACGUCGAUGUGUAUACUGGUUAGUCGCGGCCGCGAUACUCGCCUGUUCCUCGCGGGGAUGACUCGCGCGAGCGGUCCUCGCUUCCAAUUCUUCGCUUCCAGUUAUUUCCAUUCUCCUUUCGUAACCUUAACCAUUCGAGCUUCGUGCGUCCAAGUUCUCCGAUCCCGGGAACUCUCGAAUUGUAAAUAAGCGCCGUUGCAACUCAGCCACUCCCGAUGUCCCAGUUCCAUAUAUCGUUGCAGAAACACGCGGGCAAAGUGUCGGAGUACGUAGGCCAGGACGGGCAGAGGUGGACCGAGUUGCCAUCGAGCACGGAGUCAUAUCCCGCGGAGGAAUGCGCGAAUGGUCGCUUCGCGGCGGUAUUAUUCGCAUUACGAGUCUGCCGCGAGUUAUCGAUGCCGAGGAUGCGAGUAUUAUCCGUGUAAGAGUGGAGCAUUCCUUUUCAUCCGUUCUAGAGACCGACGAGAGAGCAGAGAUAAUCGGCUGAAUCGCGACGAUAUUAAAAGGGAUUAAAAACAUAUUCGUCGAAGGAGGCCGUGCGAUAAUAAGAAUUUCGACAUUAAGUAGAACAUAUCAACGAAGCCACGUACCAUUCAUUGUGUCCAUUUCGUCGUCCACAUACGUCGUUCCUUUCGCGGCGGCACGAGACGAGCGGCUUCCGCGCGUGUACACGGACUUCUCCGAUCGACGAGGACGCUCGAGGAAUCCGCGACACCGGCCACGCUAGUUAGAACUCGGUGUCGACGUUUCCACGACCUCGCGAAGGGUCGGAGAGGGUCGUUCAAAGCCAAAACUGUCGCGUGUCGGGGCCGGAUCUAACGUGGAUCGUUGGAUCCCUUUGCGCGCGAGCAAUGCAGAUGGAGAACGGCACGAAUCGCGGCUCGUCCUUGGCCUGAGCUGCUUAACGCGUUAAACGCGACGUGAAAUCGUCGAUCACGGGAAAUCGACUUAACAAAUACCCGCCACUCGUCAAAGUAAUUGGGCGCAGCCACCGUUUAACGCGUUAAAACGAUGGCAAAAAGCCUGGCAUCCGGCAGGCUGACCCGAAUGAGGCGCAUUAGCCGGCGAUUGCCCUACGAUCAAAAACAAUUCGACCCAGUUUUUACCGCAAUUCCGUAACCAUUACCCAAAUUGCCUGGAACGCAACGGAGAACUCAAUUUUCGCGGCACAGGCGUGCGUGAAUCGCCGCGGGUGAACAGAGGGCCGCCUGUGCGCGGGUUGCCGAAAAAUGGGACGAAGAGAUCGGUGGUCGGCCCUGUCGCGUGCAAACGAAAUUAUAAAUGAAGCGAAAUAACGAACGGAGCGCCGACUCGCCGCGUUUACCACUGCGAAAAUCGGUUCAAGCCUGUGAUCCCGGUGCCAGAAUUCGUCUGUCUGUCGUUUCGAAAUAACGAGAAACCGGGACGCCGGUUUUAACAGGUCGCCCUGCCCGGGCUGGGCAGGGAGGAAAUUAGCGAAAGUAGAAAAACCUGUAAAUGAGCGAACACGUCGAGCGAAUUAAUCGAACGAUUUCGUGGACAGAGAGAGAGAGAGAGAGAGAGAGAGAGAGCGAAAGAGAAUGCCGCGAAAGGAAGACGAGAGCGUGUUGCACGUACACACACGCGCGCGCGAGGGUAUAUACAGAGCUAUACAGAGAUAUACAGAGAGACACGUACACCCGCCUAGGGAACGAGGUAAACGUCAUUAAGCGCGAGGAUAAGUUCGGAACAUCGACGAGGAUUAAUUCGGUUUGAAAGGAUUUGCGCGUAAACUGUGUAUUUUUCUAAUGAUUUCCGAACGCGGCCAGUCACGGCUCGUUCAUCCCCGUUUCAUUUUCUCCCGUCAUUUCCUCGGUUCUCGCCCCUGGCACACCGAUGGGGGCGCACGGGACACACGGUCCUCCUGCGUUUUCAUUUCUCUCUAGGUUUAAGAGAACGUUAACGUGUAUAUCUAUGAGUUACCAAAUAAAUGA
This is a messenger RNA of Eufriesea mexicana, 5167 nucleotides long. RefSeq names its product Syntrophin-like 1 (gene Syn1). Lineage: Eukaryota; Metazoa; Arthropoda; Insecta; Hymenoptera; Apidae. The transcript is spliced from 9 exons. Gene Ontology annotation, cellular component: dystrophin-associated glycoprotein complex; intracellular anatomical structure. The record is from RefSeq and is a predicted model, not a curated record. Gene Ontology annotation, molecular function: structural molecule activity; protein binding. Bases 1 to 1911 code for a protein of 636 amino acids.